This is a messenger RNA of Hymenoscyphus albidus, 510 nucleotides long. The record is from the annotation of a GenBank genome assembly. NCBI's taxonomy places the organism in Eukaryota, Fungi, Ascomycota, Leotiomycetes, Helotiales, Helotiaceae.
AUGUCACUCCCUUCACGCGCCCUUCCGCGCCCCUCCCUCCUCACAAACCCAAAAUCAACCUCCAUAACCCACCAAACCCGCCACGCAACACUCCUCCACCGCCCGCAAACACCCUACACCUUCACGCAACUAAUAACCCUCUCAGACGGGUCAACCUACCUAACAAGGAGCACCUCCCCAGCACCAAUCCACAAGAGCACCAAGGACAUCCGGAACCACGCGUUAUGGCAGCCCUCCCUCUCUUCGCUGCGGAAUGUGGAACAAGACGAGGCCGGUCGACUGCGAGCUUUUAGGACGAGGUUUGGACGAGGCUGGGAUCUGGAUGCUGCUACGACGGAGGAAGGGAAUGAAGCCAAGGCGAGUGCUGAUGGGAAGGGGGUUGAUGCCGAUGCGAAGGCGCAGGAGGAGGAGGAUAGUUUGAUGGAUUUGAUUAGUGGGAGUGCGGCGCCGAUUAUUGAGACGAAGGAGUUUCCCAAGGGGAAGAAGGGGAAGGGGUCGAAGAAGAAGUGA